AUGACCAAACUAGUUGUAGAAGUUCAUGAUGCAUGUGACCUUAUGCCCAAAGAUGGCCAUGGUUCAGCCAGUCCUUUUGUAGAAGUUGAGUUUGAUGAACAAAGACAGAGAACUCAAACCAAGCCUAAAGAACUUAACCCUGUUUGGAAUGAAAAGUUAGUUUUCAAUGUAAACAAUCCUAGAGAUCUUCCCAACAAGACCAUUGAAGUUGUUGUGUACAACGAUCGACAAGGCGGUCACCUCAAGAACUUUCUGGGCCGUGUUAGAAUCUCUGGAAUUUCUGUGCCUUUAUUAUCUGACUCGGAGGCCAUUGAGCUCCAGAGAUACCCUCUUGAUAAACGGGGCCCUUUUUCGCACAUCAAGGGUGAUAUAGCACUCAAGAUUUAUGCAGUCCAUGAUGGUAGCUACUAUCCUCCUCCUACUCCAACAAAUGCUGGCAAUUUUGAGACUGAAGCAACUCCAGUUUUUAAAGAAAUCAACACCAACAAGCUUCAAGAAGAAGAUGUCAUUGAUGAUCAUGAGAAGAAAAAGAAGAAGAAGAGGGAUAAAGAAGUCAGGACUUUUCACUCUAUAGGGACGGCAACUGGUGGUUAUGCUGCUGCUGCCGCUCCACCUCCUGCGUCUUCCGGGUCCGGAGUUGAAACUCACGUUAUGAAAGAAAAAGCUCCUACAGUUGAGACAAGGACUGAUUUUGCUCGAGCUGGGCCGCCUACUGUAAUGCAAAUGCAAUUGCCUAAGCAGAAUCCGGAAUUCUUGUUGGUAGAGACCAGUCCACCGCUGGCCGCACGUAUGCGAUACAGAGGAGGGGACAAGAUGGCAUGUACUUAUGAUUUGGUGGAGCAGAUGCACUACUUGUAUGUGAGUGUUGUUAAGGCCAGAGAUCUUCCAGUUAUGGAUGUUUCUGGGAGCCUUGAUCCAUAUGUUGAAGUCAAGCUUGGGAACUAUAAAGGAAGGACUAAAUACUUGGAGAAGAACCAAAACCCGGUGUGGAAGCAAAUUUUUGCGUUCUCGAAGGAAAGAUUGCAGUCCAAUUUACUUGAAGUUACUGUGAAGGAUAAGGAUUUUGCCAAGGAUGAUUUUGUGGGCAGAGUAUUUUUUGAUCUAUCAGAAGUCCCUCUUCGGGUGCCACCGGAUAGUCCGCUGGCUCCUCAGUGGUACAGAUUGGAGGACAAGAAGGGGUUCAAGACCAAAGGAGAGAUUAUGCUUGCAGUUUGGAUGGGAACACAGGCUGAUGAAUCAUUUCCUGAGGCAUGGCAUAGUGAUGCUCAUGACAUUAGUCAGGUAAACCUUGCCAACACACGAUCCAAGGUAUACUUUUCACCGAAGCUGUAUUACCUUCGAGUUCAAGUCAUUGAAGCUCAAGAUCUUGUCCCCUCCGAUAAGAGCCGCAUGCCGGAGGCGUAUGUAAAAGUUCUACUUGGUAAUCAGGGAAGGGUAACCAAGGGUCCACAUAUGCGAACCAUCAAUCCAAUUUGGAAUGAUGAGCUUAUGUUUGUUGCAUCUGAGCCUUUUGAGGAUUUAAUAAUCGUGUCUGUUGAGGACCGGUUGGGCAAGGAUGAGAUAUUGGGAAGGGUGAUUUUAUCGGUUAGGGAUGUCCCAACAAGACUUGAGACUCAUAAGCUCCCAGAUCCUCGCUGGUUUAAUCUCCUUAGGCCUUCGUUGGCAGAAGAGAGUGAGAAGAGGAAAGAAAGGUUCUCAAGCAAGAUCCUUCUCCGUAUCUGUUUGGAGGCAGGAUAUCAUGUCCUUGAUGAGUCUACGCAUUUUAGCAGCGAUCUGCAGCCAUCAUCCAAGUUCCUGAGGAAGCAAAAUAUUGGAAUCCUUGAAGUUGGGAUUCUCAGUGCACGAAAUUUGCUGCCAAUGAAGGGGAAGGAUGGUAGGACUACUGAUGCAUAUUGUGUGGCAAAGUAUGGCAACAAAUGGAUUCGAACCAGAACAAUUCUUGAUACUCUGACUCCGCGUUGGAACGAACAGUAUACCUGGGAUGUGUUUGAUUCUUGCACUGUGAUCACCAUCGGUGUCUUUGACAAUUGCCAUAUUAACGGAAGCAAAGAUGGUGGAGAAGAUCAGAGAAUUGGGAAGGUAAGGAUUCGGCUAUCAACAUUAGAAACUGAUCGAAUAUACACACAUUACUAUCCACUGCUAGUUCUUACCCCCUCUGGAUUAAGGAAGCAUGGGGAACUUCACUUGGCUUUGAGGUUUACGUGCACAGCUUUUGUUAAUAUGAUGGCACAAUAUGGCAAGCCAUUGCUUCCGAAAAUGCAUUAUGUCCAACCAAUUUCUGUUAGGUACAUUGAUUGGCUUCGCCACCAGGCGAUGCAAAUAGUGGCCGCAAGGCUAUCAAGAGCUGAGCCACCGCUUAGGCGUGAAACUGUGGAGUACAUGUUGGAUGUGGAUUCCCAUAUGUGGAGUUUAAGGAGAAGCAAAGCUAAUUUUCAUCGCAUAAUGUCACUGCUUUCAGGAAUCACGGCUAUCUGUAAAUGGUUUAAUGACAUUUGCCACUGGAGGAAUCCCAUAACAACAUGUCUCGUGCACGUGUUGUUCUUCAUUCUGGUUUGUUAUCCAGAGUUGAUUCUGCCCACAAUUUUCCUCUAUCUGUUUGUGAUUGGGUUGUGGAACUAUCGGUUCAGGCCAAGGCACCCGCCUCACAUGGAUACUAGGCUUUCGCAGGCAGACAGUGCGCAUCCAGACGAACUUGAUGAGGAAUUUGAUAAAUUCCCAACAACCCGGCCAACAGAUAUUGUGAGGAUGAGAUAUGAUAGGCUGAGAAGUGUUGCAGGUAGAGUGCAGACAGUGGUUGGAGAUUUGGCAAGCCAAGGGGAAAGAGCUCAGGCGCUACUAAGUUGGAGGGAUCCAAGGGCUACGGCAAUCUUCAUCCUCCUGUCAUUAAUCUGGGCUGUGUUUAUUUAUGUCACUCCAUUCCAGGUAGUGGCAGUGGUGGUUGGACUCUACUUGCUUCGACAUCCCAGGUUCAGGAGCAAGAUGCCCUCUGUGCCAGUCAACUUCUUCAAGAGAUUACCGUCCAAAUCGGAUAUGUUACUAUGA
Molecule: messenger RNA, 3042 nt
Organism: Dovyalis caffra
Lineage: Eukaryota; Viridiplantae; Streptophyta; Magnoliopsida; Malpighiales; Salicaceae
Source: the annotation of a GenBank genome assembly